Messenger RNA from Nanorana parkeri, 2687 nucleotides. RefSeq names its product KIAA0753 ortholog. Lineage: Eukaryota; Metazoa; Chordata; Amphibia; Anura; Dicroglossidae. Gene Ontology annotation, cellular component: centriolar satellite. Gene Ontology annotation, biological process: protein localization to centrosome; centriole replication. The transcript has 17 exons. The record is from RefSeq and is a predicted model, not a curated record. The coding region runs from base 70 to 2682 and encodes 870 amino acids.
GCCGAGUUUAACUGUUGUCUAAGGAGUGGAUAGGAAGGAAGGUGACAAUCAGCGACACAGAUCGUGGGGAUGGCUCUGGACUCUCAGCCUGGACCUUCAGCUGUUCCCGGUGCUCAGCCCUGCCUGCCAUUCAGAAACCAUGGGAGAGGCACACAACUACGCUUUAAUUUGGAUGUUACUACUCAUCCAUCAAAUCUGGCCACUCAGUUCUCAAACCCCCCUCCUAUCAUAAUUGAGAAGAUAUCAGGUCUUCAGAAUAAGUCUUUUGAGAAUGUAGCAUCUGAUGACUUGCUACGUAAUUCCGGCUCCUCAAAGUCUUUCUCUAUUAUAUCAGAAGAACGCUUGAACCUUGCUGUCUGGCUUGCAAAGCGAGAUUUAAAACAGAAGCGUUUACAGGAGAAAUUCGAGGGAAAACUGAAAUCUCGGCCAUCCAAACAGCAUUCUCCUCAAUUCAGAAGAGGGGUGAUCAUCAGCAGUCCUGGGAAGGCUAAUGCCAGGACCUUUGCCAAGGACAAGAAGCCCAACGGUUCAAUUAAGCAUGAAGUGACCAAGUCAGGUGCUGUAAUAUAUGUGUAUACACCAGACAGGAACAAGAGUAAUGUAGGGGUGUCAGACUCACCGCCUACCCACGAUCCGGGGCCUGGUACCAGCCCAAAAAUUGAAGUGGAACAAAAUGAACAAGAAGUAAGAUGUCUGCAGAAGGAACUGCAUUCUUGCAUGAGGAAAAUUGAAGAACUGGUUAAGAAAGAAAGUUAUAGAGAGACUUUGGAUCCUACAGAAGAAGCCAGGGGCCGAAUACGCCAGCAGGAACGAGCAGCCAGAUCUGCUAGAAUGCUUUAUGAUUUACAGCAUCAGGUAAAAGAGAUCCAGGAAGAUUUAGAAAAGUUAAGCCCGCACAAAAUAAAGCACACAAAGAAGUCCCGAACCGUGUCUAGAUUGGCAGCAGUUCACCGAGGAACCAUACGUGCUCUACAGAUGUUCAUCACUCAGCUGAAUGAACGUGGCGAGCAGCAGAUACCCUCUCUCUACAAAGAGCUUGGCCAUCUCAUCCGCCAGCUUUCCCUGUGUACUGCAAAGCUGGAGAAUGAAGGGGACCCGGCUGCCUCCAAAAUGAUCAUUUCAAUUCUCCAACAAGCUGAGAAUUUAGAUUUACUUCUUAAAGAUAAAAUAUCUUCUCAAGCAAGGAAGGUAUCCCCAAAUUCUGCAGCAGCUAGAUCACCGCACACCAGGAAGAGCACUAAUGAUACCAGAUCACCUACUAGAAGGGGCUGUGGUCCCCCACCUGUCCUCAAGCAGAAAUUGCCACCAGAGGAGAAUCAGAAACGUGUAAACAGGCGGCUUCUAGUUGAUGAACCCCCAGAGUCACUAAGUGCUGCCACACAAACUGAACCUGAACCAGGGACUGCACAAGAGACAUUGCCACAAGAAAGGCAAACAGUACUUCGGUCUGCUAUAGAAACAUUAAUUCAUUCUGGUCAUCUGAAUCGUGUGCCUAGGGGAGGGGCUGGACAGAACAGGAACAAGGGUAUUUUGAUUCGUCAAAGACCUCAGGGAAUCCGACUGCCUCGAAAGAUGGAGCCCUCUCGGCAUGCACACUUCCAGGAGAAAACUGUGGCAUUCAAGCUAAAGGAGAACCGUCCUGUCAUCAAAGAGAAGAGAACUCCAUGGGUGCCUCCGAACCCAACAUCCCCACCAGCCUCUCUAAAAAGAGUCAACUGGAACAGAGAAAAGAAAAGACUGGAUGACUCUCCAUCUCGAUUAUGCAAUGAAAUCGACUCACUGAAGGAAAAUGAAACUGAAAAGGAAGACGUGACAAAAGAAGCUUCAAGGAGGUUGGCUUGGUUUGAUUCUGAAAUGGCAAAAAGGGUGCAUCAGAUUGAUGAUCUAUACAGAAAAGCAAUAGCCGAUGCGCAGGAUCUUAGGGAAGAGGUUCAUGCAGUAAAGGAUCUGGUAGAUGACGAUUUUGCAAAAAGGAAUGCAUCAAGACAACAGCCCAAAAGCCAAAAGGACUCCUUUCCAGAAAAGCAGAGAGAUGAAAGUCUACGGGAACUAGAUUCAUUUGAUAGAAAUGAUUAUACCAACAUUCUCCCACAAGAGGAUAGCAACGUGGAGGCCAUGAUUGAGAGAAUAGAGGAAAUAGAAAAAUACCAAGAAUUGGUUUGUCAGCGGUUUCAGAAGAUAGUCUAUUCAGACCCAGAUUUUUGGGCACAAGAAGAAAAGGAACGAUUACAUACAAACACGGUCAAGAAUCCUAGCUCUCCCCAUCCCAUUAGGUUCACAAAGGCUACAGGGCAACGGACGCCUGUUGUGGAAAUUUUGCUGGAAAAGCCCGUAGAAGGAGAUUCACUCCAGAUAAACAAAGAAGAGUUAUCUCGCUCCUCUCCACACCAUUUUAUUCCACGUCCUGGAUCACAUGAUAAAGGGCUCAUACCUAUAUCUGUUCCUCAUCAAAUGCUACAAAGUAUUCAGAAUUAUACAGAAACAUUUGACCGGCAUCUUCGACUGACAUCUCAUGAGGAAGUGGGUGCAUUCAACCCAUGGUACAUUGCAGAGAGCUUGGCAGAAGAGAUCAUGAAUGACGCCUUGGGUGAGGUAGCAGCAGAGCUACAUGAAUUUUGUGAUGAUUACGCUGAAGCUGUCUUUACUUCAGAAUUUAUGGAACCUGCAGAAAACAACCACUAACAUUA